Prunus armeniaca (apricot) is the source of this 309-nucleotide messenger RNA. The record is from the annotation of a GenBank genome assembly. Lineage: Eukaryota; Viridiplantae; Streptophyta; Magnoliopsida; Rosales; Rosaceae.
AUGGCUUCUUCCUCUCCCAAAUCUAAACACUUUUCUUGUUCGUGCAAAACUACCAUGUUUGUUGUUUCUCUCAUUCUUCUUCUCACUGGGUCCUGCUCCGGUGCGAGGCUAGGGAAGACGGUGAUUCUGGCGGACCCGAAGGUUUUGCUGAAUCUGGAGCAUACGAAAACGCUCAAUCCGAGAACACACCAGACAGGGUUUCAAUACAGAGGCCAGGUAUUCAGCUUCUUCCCCAAAGGGACCCCUAUCCCUCCUUCUGGCCCCUCCAAGAGGCACAACUCAGCGGUGGAUUCUACACCUCAUAAUUAA